Trypanosoma conorhini is the source of this 1566-nucleotide messenger RNA. RefSeq lists its product as uncharacterized. Gene Ontology annotation, cellular component: nucleus. Gene Ontology annotation, molecular function: RNA binding; 5'-3' RNA exonuclease activity. Gene Ontology annotation, biological process: nuclear-transcribed mRNA catabolic process. NCBI's taxonomy places the organism in Eukaryota, Euglenozoa, Kinetoplastea, Trypanosomatida, Trypanosomatidae. The record is from RefSeq and is a predicted model, not a curated record. The transcript has a single exon. The coding region runs from base 1 to 1566 and encodes 521 amino acids.
AUGGGGGUUCAUGGCCUCUGGCACUACCUCAGCGACCACGGCCUCUGCUCAGCCCCUUCCGGUGGGCAGGGCGACGCCCCCAUCCUCGCGGCGGACCACUUGCUCUUCGACAUGAACGCCGUCGUGCACAGCGUCAUACGGGGAUCGGCCUUCACGUCGCGGAAAACCAUCGGGGAGGUGGCGGCUGCCGUGCGGCGCCUCAUGCAGCGGUUUCCACCGCGCAAGACGCUUGUGCUCGUCUUCGACGGUGCCGCGCCAGUGGCGAAGCUGAAGGUGCAAAAAGAGCGGCGCGCCUCCAUGCCUAGCCCGCAGAGGCCGUUGGAGCCUCCUCCCGCGGCGACCUCCGCAAGAUACAACUACGACUACGAAGGGACGGAGGUACCGCUCGUGCGGGAGGAGGUUGUCGCAGGCUCGGAGUUUCUGCUGGCGUGCGAAGACGCCCUGAGGAAGUCGCUGGUGCCGGGUGACGGCGGGCGUGUGCCGGCGGGAGUUCCAGCUGGGUGUGCGGUCGUGGUCAGUGGCUGCGAGGACGCAGGCGAGGGCGAGCUAAAGAUAUCCUCCAUCCUCCGUGCGCUGUGGCUGGAGCAGCGGCGCAAGGAGGCGUACACGGGCGAUGACGUGAUCGUCGUCGUCGGCAAUGACUCGGACCUGGCGUUGGUGGGCAUCGCCUGCACGCCGUACUCGCACUACUACAUGGUAGACCCCGCGGACUGCACCAUCACCGCGAUUGCCGAGCUUUAUGCGCAUUGGAGAAAAGGCGCCGCAAACGGGCUUCUGCCGCUGGAGCUGCUACCAUCCUACCGCAUAGACUUUGUGUUUCUCAAGCUGCUCAGCGGUGGUGACUGGUACGAAGGCAUUGCUGGGGGCAGCAAACAUCUCUGGCGCCGGUACCGCGAGCUGCGUGGCAACGGUGGCUACUUUAGAAGAUCGCUCAUACGUGGCGAAGACUUUACGGUGGAUGUUGAGUUUCUCCGCGCCGUGAUGAAUGUGAAGGCUUCCCCGCAUCACGCGCUGCGUCAGUCAAAGAUCAAGCAGGCCACGCAGCGAGGAGGCGCAUGCCUCUCCCAAGGCGCCGUGGAGAACGGCGUGGAGCUGUUGAAAGGGGCCAUGUGGGCCCUGAAGUCGAUCCUGCUUGGCCAGUGCUUCGACUACGACUUCCGCGUGUUCACGAAGGCCCCCACGCUGGGGAUGCUGAGGGCAGCCAGCGGCGUAAAGAGGGUGGCUGAGCGUAUCCGCCCCAGCUCCACCGCCCCGCUGCCCCUCUUCUCGCCCCUGGAGCAGUGCCUGGCGGUGAUGGGGAACCGCGGCCGGUACUCGGCGGAGCUGCUGCGGGCGCUGGCCACCGCGUGCCCGGACGGCGGGGAGCGGCUGACGCGGUCGCAGUCCGUGUCGUACCUGAAGUCCGAGGUCCGGCGACUGAUGGGCGCCGUGGAUCGCGACAAACUCACCGCGGGUGAGCGCGGGUUGCUGCAGCUGCGGCAUGCCGACUUUUUGAACGGGGGCUGCGUUCUGCAGGGGACGGUGACGUGCAUGAGCCACACGUACGGCCCCGCCUCGUGCAGCUGA